UCAGUUACAUGGCUGAACGAGUUGUAGGAACCGGAUCAUUUGGAAUAGUUUUCCGCUAUUCUUUUCAUGUUGUCUAAAGGACCAAAAUCACAUCAAGGAACUAGAUACUUUCAAGAACUUGGGCCAUCACAGCGACGAUCAUCUCUACAAUUGGAAAAAUUUACUGUACAAGGAAAGGCAAUCACACACACACACUCACAGAGAACAAAAAAAAAAAAAAAGAAAAAAAAAGAAUCGUAGUGAUAUGGAGAUGAAAAGGGUCGAUAAGCAAAUGGAUUUUGUGCUGUUUAGGCCUACUAUGCCAGGUUGAAUGGUGGCUUGACUGGCUUCUGUCAUGAUUGUUAAGAGAAAAAGGUUGAGGUGUAAAUAGACAAUUAGCAAAAUCAGUAAGGUCCCAAAGUAGAUAUAGCCCACUUUGGGAUACUUGAUUUACCCAAAUUUUUAAAAAUUUCAACCGGAAACUCGACUGGGAGAACAGAAAUCGUAGAAACCCUCAGGCAUCCAGGGAGAGAGAUGAGAAGCUGACAGGAAAACAAUGAGUACAGUUGUAGCACAUGGCCCUCUAAUAUCUUUCGUGCCCAUGAAAUCUAGUAAAGGUUUGCGCCAGGAAUUUUCCAAUUCGAAGUUUUCCUUGAGCAAAAGCAACCCUUUAAUUUUCAGGUGCUGCUCCAACAAAGAUGAGAAAUCCCAGGAAUCUCAGAUGGGUUUCUCGGUGCUUAAGAAAGACGUUGAAUGUGAUAGAGGGAUAAUAUAUAGCACUAUGGCAUUCUAUGUCUUCAGUUUGCACAUUCCAUUAAGUUUUGGCGGGCUGGCUAUAGGUGCCACCAUAUUGCAUCAACAAGUUAUUGAGCCACAGACUGAGGCGUUGGCAUUACUUGGUCUUGAAAUUUUAGAGUUCAUUGGUUUUGUCUUGCUGCUGAAACGUCCUGGGGAGCCCCAGUACAAGCUUCUUGACUUAUUCCAAGUUGACGAGUUAGCAGGAGAAAGAAGCUGGUUGCUGGCAUCGCUGAUUGGUUUUUUGUUCCUUUUGUUCUUGGUGCUGGUAACAUCACUUAUUGCUGAUCAAUUUCUGGAGACUAAGGAGGUAAACAAUCCAACACUGCAAGCACUCCUCUCAAGCGGCUCAAUCUCUGUUACAGCUUGCAUUCUUGUCUACUGCAUUGUCACUCCCUUCCUGGAAGAGAUUGUCUACAGAGGGUAUUUGCUGACUUCUCUUUCCUGCACUAUGAAGUGGCAGCAAGCCGUUCUGCUGAGUUCUUUGCUUUUCAGUGCAUCUCACUUCUCUGUUGAGAAUUUCCUGCAGUUAUUCGUUAUUGGCUGUGUCCUUGGAUGCUCUUAUUGUUGGUCUGGGAACCUCAGUUCAUCUAUCCUCAUACACUCGUUGUACAAUGCCUUCAUCCUCUACAUAACCUUUAUUUCUUGAAUAUUGAUGCUGAUUCUGCGCGUUCCUUCUACUUAUUUGGACAAAUUAUCUACCUUUAUAGAUUCCAUUUACAAUGACAACUAAGUAUUGCUUGUCCUCUCAGCUUUACAGAGAAGCCUCGGGCAGCACAAUAGACAUCUCCUAUCCACUAUGGAUGCUGCUGAUUUUUAGUGGGAAAGACAUCUCAUACUCAAUAGGCCCUUUUGCUGGGAAAAAAAAAAGCAGGUAAAUGGUUGGAGGAUUGCUGCUUGGCCACCUGGUAUGUGCUGUUUUCCUUUUCAUUUUGAUAGAAUCCACAUGGAUACUCUUGGAGUAUAAACUAAGUUUAUUGGCUCAAAAACACAUGGAAGAUGGUGCAUGAUCAAAGCAUAAACAAGCAGGUAGUCGGCUAAUUCAAAUCAUUCAAAUGAUUUCAAACUGAAAGUAACAUGGUGGAGAUUUCCUUUUGGUUUCUUAAGGCUAUAAAGUUUUUGGCUUUUCUCUGUUUUUGAGUUUCUUUGCUUGAAGAGAGCACUAGCCAUUGCUUUACCUUCUGAGUUAGAAUACAAAAUCUGGAAGACAAUAAUGGGCUUAGAGGCUUCUAUUUUCAGGAGCAAGUCACAUUCUUGUUGAUGUGAUGUGCAAGAAAAAUGGAGGAAUCAUUCAAAACCUUUGGCUAAAAGGUGAAAGCUAUAUAGAGGGAAACCUACCAUCUUGAGCAAUGAAAGCAAUUAAAGUUGCAUUUGCUUGUUUGUGUUACUUCUUUUCUUGACAAAUAGUUAUACUACUAUCAGACAUGCUGGUGUUUAAAGACUUGUAGGACAUUGAGAAGCUUUCAAGUCCCUAAAACUCAUUUAGGAGAAUGGUUAACUUAGUGUAGGCAAAUCGAGUCAUUUUUACUUCACUCAUUCACAAUUCAAGAAGGAAAAUUUCCAAAUAAAAGUUUCAUAGUUUGAAUUGGUCGAUGAAUUUUAGUGUUAUUGUUUAUCUAAACAUCAAAACAGCAUAUACCCAAUGGAUGUUAUAAAUCCAAAUGUAGAAACAUAGGUUGUAUAAAACAAAGACAACAAGACAAGAUGGUUGGAUAGAGAGAGGGAUUGAUUUGAAUAGAGGUACCCUAAAAUAUCACUAUUAGUCUAGCAUAUCACUUGUAUAUUCUUAUCACAAUGCCGCCAAUCAUCAAGCAUUUAUAUGGUGGUAGUAAUUUUUUUAAAAAUUUUUGGGUAUUUAUUUCUUAGCUUUCAUUCUAUUUGGUAGUGUUUUGAAAAAAAAAAUAGAAUUUUCCAUAAAUUAUUAGUGUCGCAAAAAUCAAGUUUUACAUUCCCACUGUUCAUGAAUUUAUAUUGUGCACUACAUUCAAACAAUGGUGAUGCAAAGAUGCUGAAAGAUAUACCAAAUCACUAAAUACUCGAAUUGAGUUCGAUUUGAUAAGAAAUUUGUACUUGAUUCGCUAAUUAGUUAAAUCAAGUUUGAACAGAAUUUUAUGUUCGAUAACUUUCAAAAUCAAUAAAAAAAAAAAAAAACUCAUUCCAAUUUGGUUCAUCAUAUAACCAAGCCAAAUUUCUUCGGAAUAAAAGGGUCAAAUUUGAACAAAAUUUCAAUUUUACCUAAAAUAAUCAAACAAAUUUGAAAAUUAUAGUAUCGACUUGAUUAAAUUCGUUUACACCCGUAAAUAGAAAUAGAAAGAAUCAAAAAUUGGGAAAAAAAAUAUACAACGUCUAUAUAUUAGUAUGUUACUGUUACAUUGCCCUGUCGUGGUCCCAAGAAAUCAUCAAUCUUUGUCCCACUGUCCAAACCAACGGCUACAUUCUACCCAACUGGAAAUUGCCAGAUUUAGUUGACGUCCACAAAUUGCUAGCUUGUAAAGGACCAUUUGUCCCUACUUAGACACACAACCAAUAAAAAAUAAAAUACCACCAUUACACGUCUUACAAAGCCUGCCUUAUCCCCGCGAUCAAUGGUAGCUAUCAAAGGAAUACAAGACCGGUGAAAGCAGAAUUGUUCUUGAUCAAUGCCACGUCUGGUCUAAUGAGUUGGAUCCCACGAUCCCUCCAAUCCUCCUACCUUAAAUAACACCUCAGAUUAAACCACUCUCCAGCAGCUGUCCACAUAUUUUUCAGAAGCCCACCUGCUCAAUCUAGAAACUCUUUUGCCUGCCUCUGUUUCUCUUCCCUGCUCUUGCUUUUCAAGAAAUGGGGAGCUUUGAGCAGAAAGUGAAGGAAAGGGCCAAGGAAUUGAAGAUCUUUUUCAAGAAAGGGGUGAAGAUUGUUGGAGAUUCAUGCAAGAAGGGAUGGUACAAGCUCAAGCACAUUAGGAAGAAAUGAUUUCAGGGAUUUUGUUCUGUCUCAGCCAAAAAAUUGUUUACGUUUCCUUUUUCUGCUUCUGACAAUUUUUUGGGUUAAUUUACAAGUUGAGUUUUGUUUAGUUGUGGUAGGUGGUUUUGAUACAUGUAAAGGGAGUUGGGGUAAUUCUUGUGGUUUCUGUUCAUCUUUCAAUUUGUUACAACUACCCUCAAUCCUUGAGCUUGAGUUGCUUUUUACUAUGUUACAAGAUUGAUUGAGAUUCAUUAACUUUGUUGCUGUGCC
Messenger RNA from Coffea arabica (coffee), 3987 nucleotides. Lineage: Eukaryota; Viridiplantae; Streptophyta; Magnoliopsida; Gentianales; Rubiaceae. The record is from RefSeq and is a predicted model, not a curated record.